Nicrophorus vespilloides is the source of this 1797-nucleotide messenger RNA. RefSeq names its product very long-chain specific acyl-CoA dehydrogenase, mitochondrial-like. Gene Ontology annotation, molecular function: flavin adenine dinucleotide binding; fatty-acyl-CoA binding; very-long-chain fatty acyl-CoA dehydrogenase activity. NCBI's taxonomy places the organism in Eukaryota, Metazoa, Arthropoda, Insecta, Coleoptera, Silphidae. The transcript is spliced from 4 exons. The record is from RefSeq and is a predicted model, not a curated record. Bases 1 to 1797 code for a protein of 598 amino acids.
AUGUUUCGCUUAAUAACACCGUUUUUGCAUCAUGGUAUAAUCAGAGGAGUCUCAACGUCGACAUAUAAAUUAAAAGAAGUUUUCUCUUUCGUUCUGAACACGUAUGCAGGAAAGAUUACCCCGGAAGAGGUGUUUCCCUAUCCGGAUAUAUCGCAAUUUGAAAAAACCGAAUUGUGUCUUAAAACUUCUAAAUUCCUCGCCGAAACCAACGAUGCUAGAAAAAAUGAUGCCGCUUCUACCGUCCCGGAGAUUGUAACAAAACGUUUAAGGGAUUUAGGUUUAUUCUCUAUGUUAAUGCCUAAGGAAUAUGGGGGACUUUCAUUGAAAAACGCAGAAUGCGCGCGAAUUUUCUCAGCUGUCGGGGAAAACGAUCUAAGCUUAGCCAUUCUACUGCUCUCCAAUCAGGCUUAUUGCGCAAUCGAAGCGUUCGGAAGUGAAGAUCAAAAGAAGAAAUAUUUGAGUAAAGAUACUGUAUACACGUUUUGCUUAACAGAACCGGAUAGUGGAUCGCAUCUUGACCUCAUAAAGAGCACAGCUGGUCUUAAAGAUGGGACCUAUAUUUUAAAUGGAAAUAAAGUGUGGGUUGUGAAUGGAGAUUUAGCGGACUACCUUAUAGUCUUCGCAAUGACGAAAAAGCGAUCAAUGAGUGCGUUUAUUGUUGAGAAACAGUUCUCUGGGAUCACAUUCAAGAAACGUGACGAGAAGAUUGGCGUUAAAGCGGCGCGAAGUGUAGCAAUCCAUUUUGAAAAUGUGAAAAUUCCUAAAGAAAAUUUGUUAGGAGAAGAAGGUGAUGGCCUCAAAGUGGCAAUGCAUGUAAUCAAUAUCAACCGCUGUGCUUUAUCUUCGUGUCUUCUAGGCGUUAUGAAAAAAUGCAUCGAGAAGGCCGUCGAUUACGCAACGAACCACGAUUACAACAUUGCAAAUUAUCAAAGCGUUCAAGAGAAAAUUGCGAUUAUGUCUGCGUUGCACUACGCUGCUGAAUCUAUGGUGUAUCUCUUAGCCAACAAUUUAGAUAAAGCAGAGAGCUUCAAAGUUGAAUCAGCAAUUUGUAAAUUCUUUUCAAAACCAACUUCGAAUCCAAAGAUCGUAGGACAGGCUUUCUCCAAGCGAUUCAACGCUAUGAUGGGAAAAGUUCCGUCGAAUAAUUUCAACAAAUUUAUACAUAAGGAUUUGCAUUCGAUUGGUGAUCUUAUGGCACGUGGGCUGACCGUGCAAUCUAUUACUAUUGAACACGUGCUACUCAUUUAUAAGAAAGAUAUUAUGUUUGAGCAAUGCAUUUUGAGUCGGUUGGCUGAUGCAGCGAUUUGCAUGUACUCCGGAGCAGUAGUUCUUUCUCGUACAACCAGGGGCAUUGAUUUCAAUUCGGCAGAUUCCAAGUUGCAGAUUCUUUUAGCAAAAGUCUAUUGCUCUGAAGCAUUUAAAAUGAUUCUGCACAAAAUGAAUUGUAUCCAUAUGGAACUUGUCGAGGCCAAAUAUAAGAAUUUCAGUGAUAUCUUCAAUAUUAUCUGGAGUGGCCAUUCUGCACAUCCGGCAAAUAUUUCCAUAAGAUGUGCAGGGCGGAGGACACGGGCCAAGUCACAGCGGGUGUCCAUCCUAUCCCACAAUGGUAACAACGAUCUUAAGCCGUCUUUCUGCAUCAAGAUCCGACAGAGAUACCCGCCCCCUGAAAGAAUGAAACAACCGCAUUGUUGCUUGUUGUUUGCGGUCUUCCGCAUGUUUGUACCCCACAAUGACCUCUUCGGUUCUUCCCCGUUCUUCGGAGGCGUGAAUGGGAAUGUUAUGGGUAUUGCUUCGUGA